Messenger RNA from Glycine soja, 3605 nucleotides. RefSeq names its product pumilio homolog 4-like. Gene Ontology annotation, cellular component: cytoplasm. Gene Ontology annotation, molecular function: mRNA binding. The transcript is spliced from 12 exons. Gene Ontology annotation, biological process: post-transcriptional regulation of gene expression. The coding region runs from base 238 to 3189 and encodes 983 amino acids. The record is from RefSeq and is a predicted model, not a curated record. Lineage: Eukaryota; Viridiplantae; Streptophyta; Magnoliopsida; Fabales; Fabaceae.
AAAAAGCCAAUGUGAUCAAAACGGCCCAAGGCCCACCCCAUCUCUCAGUAAAUAAUCCCUUUUUAAAAUUCUUGUUUUUCGGAUUGGAGCAGAAAACAAAGCAUUUUUCUUUUUCAGCUUCAUCAUCCUCACAACUCCAUUCAGAACGUGAGAGGAUCGGAUUGCGGGUUUCGUUUGUGUUGAUGUGUGAAGGUUGCCUUUGAGCUUGUGGAGUCUUAGGUGACUUCUAGUUUGGAUAUGCAGAUGGGCGGUGGGAGUAAGAUAGAUUUGCAAACAUUAGAUGAGGGUAUGCAGCCUUUGGCAAAUGGGACUAUUGAAGACACCUUGCAGAGUGAGCUGGAGAAGAUACUGCAAGAGCAGCGUAAUCAGCAGUUUAUCAAUCGAGAGAGGGAUUUCAAUAUUAGUAGGAGUGGAAGUGCGCCUCCGACAGUGGAGGGAUCGUUUAGUGCUUUUGGGAGCCUAAGGAACUCUGAUUUUGGAUCGAUCAAUGAUAGGAGUAAUAACAAUGGACUUUUGACUGAAGAUGACAUCCGAUCGCAUCCUGCGUAUCUUUCCUAUUAUUACUCACAUGAGAGUAUAAAUCCUAGGUUGCCUCCACCGUUGUUGUCGAAAGAAGACUGGCGUGUUGCACAAAGGUUUCAUGGUGGUGGGUCUUCUUCAAUUGAGGGAUUUGGGGACUGGAGGAAGAACGUGGCCACAAAUGGUGAUAGUUCAUCUCUAUUUUCAAUGCAGCCAGGAUUUUCUGUGCAACAGGCAGAGAAUGAUUUGAUGGAACUGAGGAAAUCCAGUGGAUGGAAUGUCUCUAGGCAGGGUUCAAGUCAGAUGCUUGACAGACAUAUGGAUGGUUUGACAAGAAUGUCAGGAGCUGGUCUUGGUGGGAGGAGAACUGGUUUCAAUGACAUUCUUCAGCAGGAAGGACUUGAGCAACCUGCUCCAUUGUCUAGCACCAUGUCACGUCCAGCGAGUCACAAUGCAUUUGGUGAUAUUAUGGGUUCAACUGGCAUUGUUGAUCGUGAAUCCUUUGAGGGCUUGCGUUCUUCAGCUUCUACCCCUGGUUUGGUUGGACUUCAGAACCACAGUCUAAAUCUUUCUCAUAGUUUUGCACCCGCUGUAGGUACUUCUCCGUCAAGGGUGAAAACCCCUGAAGCACAGGUUAUUGGGAGACCUGUUGCAUCUGCAGCUUCCCAAAUGGGUAAUAAAGUUUUCUCUGUUGAGAAUAUCGGUAUGGGCUUGGGCACCCAGCAUGGCCACUCUUCCAAUAUGACUGAUCUUACUGAUGUGGUGUCUUCUUUAGCUGGGUUAAAUUUGUCAGGUGCUAGACAUGCAGAGCAAGAUAGUCUUUUGAAAUCUAAGCUGCAAAUGGAAGUUGACAAUCAUGCUGAUGUUCUAUUAAGCACACAAAGCAAUGUUAAUUUGCCCAGACGUAAUGAUAUUGCAACAAACCUUAACACCUUUAGUUCAAAUGAGCAUGUCAAUCUACUGAAAAAAACUGCUUCUUCUGCUAAUCUUCGCUCAAAAUUGCAUUCUACUGGAAAUGCAUCAAGUUUUCCAAAUGCAGACUUCACUGGCCAUGUUCCUAGUGCAUAUCUUGUAAACUCAAAAUUGAAUUCUGUUUACAAUAAUAAUCUUGAGACAGCUUUGAGGCUUCGCAGAGAUGGACAAAGUUUAGAUGCACAAGGAAAUCAUGUUGGUCCUGAACUUCAUUCCUCAACUCUGAACCCACACUUGAUCCAAUGCUUGCAGCAAAGUUCUGAUUACUCGAUGCAAGGGAUGAGUAGUUCUGGCUAUCCUCUUCAAAUGAGAAAUUUCCCUGAUGCUUCACAUGGAGAUUUGGAGGGACUUAGGAAAGCAUAUCUUGAGACACUUCUUACUCAACAAAAGCAACAGUAUGAGCUCCCACUUCUGAGCAAAUCUGGGCUUACUAAUGGCUUCUAUGGGAGUCAGCCAUAUGGUCUUGGCAUGCCAUAUUCUGGAAAGCAGAUUGCAAAUUCCACACUUCCUUCUCUUGGAUCUGGAAAUCCACUCUUUGAGAAUGAACGUAUAUCACGCUUAAAUUCUAUGAUGAGAAGUUCAGUGGGAGGUUCUGGUGGCUCAUGGCAUGCUGAUAUUGGCAAUAAUAUAGAGGGAAGAUUUGCUUCAUCCUUACUAGAUGAGUUCAAGAACAAGAAAACCAGGCCUUUUGAACUUCCAGAUAUCAUUGAUCAUGUGGUUCAAUUCAGUACUGAUCAGUAUGGUAGCCGCUUUAUUCAGCAGAAAUUAGAAACAGCAUCAGUAGAAGAGAAGACCAAGAUAUUUCCUGAGAUCAUUCCUCAUGCUCGUGCCUUGAUGACUGAUGUUUUUGGAAAUUAUGUUAUACAAAAAUUUUUUGAGCAUGGUACAGAAAGUCAAAGAAAGGAAUUAGCCAGCCAACUUACAGGUCAUGUUUUACCUCUUAGUCUGCAAAUGUAUGGUUGCAGAGUGAUUCAAAAGGCCUUGGAGGUGGUUGAUGCGGAUCAGCAGGGUCAACUGGUGUCUGAGCUCAAUGGUGCAAUAAUGAAAUGUGUACGUGAUCAAAAUGGAAACCAUGUUAUUCAGAAGUGUAUAGAGUGUGUACCUCAAGAUAAAAUUCAGUUUAUUGUUUCAUCCUUUUAUGGGCAAGUUGUUUUACUUUCUACUCAUCCUUAUGGGUGCAGAGUUAUCCAGAGGGUUCUAGAGCAUUGUGAUGAUCUAAAUACACAACAAAUUAUCAUGGAUGAAAUCAUGCAAUCUGUCGGCACUUUAGCACAGGAUCAAUAUGGAAAUUAUGUUAUUCAGCAUAUUGUGGAGCAUGGUAAACCACAUGAACGGACUGCUAUUAUCAGCAAGCUUGCCGGGCAGAUUGUUAAGAUGAGCCAGCAAAAGUUUGCUUCAAAUGUUAUCGAGAAGUGUUUGGCUUUUGGUAGUCCUGAAGAACGUCAGAUUUUGGUGAAUGAAAUGCUUGGUACUUCUGAUGAGAAUGAACCCUUACAGGCUAUGAUGAAGGACCCUUUUGGAAAUUAUGUUGUGCAAAAGGUUCUUGAGACUUGUGAUGAUCGAAGUCUUGAGCUGAUCCUUUCUCGCAUCAAGGUUCACUUAAAUGCACUGAAGCGGUAUACUUAUGGCAAACAUAUAGUUUCUCGUGUGGAGAAGCUCAUAACCACUGGAGAAAAGCGCAUAGGGUUGUUGGUCUAAUUCAUACAUCCUCAGGCAUCCAAUGAAGGUCUUGGAGACAAGAAGUCCUCCUACUGUCCCAACUUUUCCUUUUGUACAGCUAACAUGAAUGUUUAUAUCACCAAGUUUCCCCUGCAAGCUUUACUUUAUAUAAAGCAUUGGAGAUAAAUGCGGUCAGCUUGGCCAUUAGAAUAAAUUACUUUUCUUACUUUGCUUGAUUUCGUUACUACAACUUGACAGAAAUCUCCAUACGGAGAGUUAACUUAGGAUGUCAACAAUAGACGGCAAUGUGUAUUUUUUGUGCAUGUAUAUGAGGUCCAUUGUCUGUAAAGAAAAUAAUGGUAAAUGACUUAUUGCAGUAACCAGAGUCAUUAUUAGAUCAGGCUCUAAACUUCUAUUUCAUCUAUGUAAAUAAUAUGCUGCAAAUUUCUUGCGUU